This is a messenger RNA of Trichechus manatus latirostris (Florida manatee), 833 nucleotides long. RefSeq names its product stanniocalcin 1 (gene STC1). Gene Ontology annotation, biological process: intracellular calcium ion homeostasis. The record is from RefSeq and is a predicted model, not a curated record. Gene Ontology annotation, cellular component: extracellular region. Bases 29 to 772 code for a protein of 247 amino acids. NCBI's taxonomy places the organism in Eukaryota, Metazoa, Chordata, Mammalia, Sirenia, Trichechidae. The transcript is spliced from 4 exons. Gene Ontology annotation, molecular function: hormone activity.
CAACAACUUAGCGAAAACUUCUCAGAGAAUGCUCCAAAACUCAGCAGUGCUUCUGGUGCUGGUGAUCAGUGCUUCUGCAACCCAUGAGGCGGAGCAGAAUGACUCUGUGAGCCCCAGGAAAUCCCGGGUGGCAGCUCAGAACUCAGCUGAAGUGGUUCGCUGCCUCAACAGUGCUCUACAGGUUGGCUGUGGGGCUUUUGCAUGCCUGGAAAACUCCACCUGUGACACAGAUGGGAUGUACGACAUCUGUAAAUCCUUCUUGUACAGCGCUGCUAAGUUUGACACUCAGGGAAAAGCAUUUGUCAAAGAGAGCUUAAAGUGCAUCGCCAACGGGGUUACCUCCAAGGUCUUCCUCGCCAUUCGGAGGUGCUCCACUUUCCAGAGAAUGAUUGCUGAGGUGCAAGAGGAAUGCUACAGCAAGCUGAACGUGUGUGGCAUCGCCAAGAGGAACCCCGAAGCCAUCACUGAAGUCGUUCAGCUUCCCAAUCACUUUUCCAACAGAUACUAUAACAGACUUGUCCGAAGCCUACUGGAAUGUGAUGAAGACACAGUCAGCACAAUCAGAGACAGCCUGAUGGAGAAAAUCGGACCCAACAUGGCCAGCCUUUUCCAUAUCCUGCAGACAGACCACUGUGCCCAACUACACCCACGAGCUGAUGUCAACAGGAGGCGUACCAACGAGCCGCAGAAGCUGAAAGUCCUCCUCAGGAACCUCGGAGGUGAGGGGACCUCUCCCUCCCACAUAAAACGCACCUCACACGAGAGUGCAUAACCAGGGAGAGGUGUUCACAACCUCACCAAACUAGUAUCAUUUUAGGGGUGUUAAUACACCA